Messenger RNA from Phytophthora sojae, 903 nucleotides. RefSeq lists its product as hypothetical. Gene Ontology annotation, molecular function: zinc ion binding; nucleic acid binding. The transcript has 2 exons. The coding region runs from base 1 to 903 and encodes 300 amino acids. The record is from RefSeq and is a predicted model, not a curated record. NCBI's taxonomy places the organism in Eukaryota, Oomycota, Peronosporomycetes, Peronosporales, Peronosporaceae.
AUGGUCUCCAAUGCGAUCAAGGUCCUACCUGCUUUCUACUCGGUCACGGCCAGCAUGGACAAGGCGCGUGACUUCUGGGAGCUGUUCGAAGCUCACACCAGCCACCUCCCGGACCGGUCUCGGCUGUUAGUGUUCCGACAACGGAUCAAGGGCUCUGAAGCUGAACGGUGGUGGAACAACUCGACUAUCAAGACGUUCGCGACUCUGAAGGUCCGAUUCCACAACCUGUUCCUCAGCCGAACGGCUGACCAGCUCUGGGAACGGUUGCAGCCCGCUCACAGGGAGCGUGGCGAAUCCGUUGAGGAGUGGGGUGACCGUGUGACGGGUCUUUGUGACUCGUUGGACUAUCCGAACAGGAAGAUGAGAUAUCAGCUGUUCCGUUGCGGACUCCGAAACAAACGCAUAUUGGGAUGUCUCGAUUCGGGACCGGCGCGUGACAUUCCGGAGGCCUGCGAAUGUCUAUUGGCCAAGGAGAUGUCGCGUCCCAUUGAAGAAGACGACGAGUUCUCGGACGAGAAGAAGAAGUCGAGCGGGAGUCCUCGUGGGAACGGUCGACCGGUCCGAGGAAUUCGUAUGGGAGCUAACAGUCGAACCCAAGAGGGAGCGCCUGUGUGUGGCAGGUGUGGCUACGUGGGUCACUCGCGAGAGACCUGCCGCCGCCAGUCCAUGACGUGCCACAACUGUGGCGUUCACGGUCAUAUCGCUGUGGGGUGUGAAGCGGGACUCAGCAACUACCAACGCGGCCCUGGAACGGUUGGCCGGAACGGAGGUCGUGGCGUUACCAAGUGCGCGUUCUGCGAGGAAGAAGGUCACCUUAUCGGUGCGUGUCCAGGCAUUGUGGCACUCCGUGGUGCGGCCCAGGAUCUGAGGACCAGGUCUGCACAAACCGCUUCGAACCAAUGA